AUGUGUCAUUAUUGCCUCUACCGAAACCGUUCGCAUCGAGUAGCCGACAGACGGUGGUCUGUCGAUGAGGUCGGCUCCUGCGUCAAGGCGGCAGACGGCAACCCGACAUCGGAUGCAUCACCCGCAGAAGACGUCUGCACCGCGAUGUUCGGCAUUGAACUGCAGUAUCACCUGCAGCAGGACGCCGGACCGCCGAAAUCACCUUGA
This is a messenger RNA of Macrosiphum euphorbiae (potato aphid), 207 nucleotides long. The record is from the annotation of a GenBank genome assembly. NCBI's taxonomy places the organism in Eukaryota, Metazoa, Arthropoda, Insecta, Hemiptera, Aphididae.